CUCUGUGGCAGACAGGCGGUUGGAGGCUUGAGAACGGAGGUCUAGCUGUCCAAGAGGACAGUAAACCUAGCAUUCCGCGCCUACAUAGUUUUGGGAUACGGCGAGCAACCGCCCGAAGGACUGGACUUCAAUUUCCCGAGGUGCAGUGGACCCAAACUUCUGGAAACUUGCUCCCAAGACGUCGGACACAUCUGUUGCUUCCACCAGUUAUCGGCUGGGAAAUGAACGUGUUAGUGGCACUGCAGAUGUCUGCCAUUUGCAGUUAAAUGGUAGCUCCACCUGAGCAGAUUCUGCCCGGCUGGCCCAAGAGGAGGAAGAAGAAAGAAUCGAGAGAUGACUCUGUGGGUGAUCCUGCCUGUUAGCCUACCAGCUCUCACCAUCACUGGAAUAUGGGUCGUGUAUGCCAUGGCUCUGUACAACCAACAUGUGUGUCCUGUGGAUAACUGGCUGUACAACCAGUCAUGUGAGGAGGAUCUGUACAUGCAGAGUGGACCGACACUCUGCUGCACACUAGACAAUGUACCUCUCAUCAGUAAAUGUGGAACCUUUCCUCCUGAAAGCUGCUUCUUCAGCCUUAUUUGCAGCACUGGCUCCUUCAUGGUGAUGGUGAUCGUGCUGCUGCGCUAUGCCCACGUCAUUGAGAAGCAUCAGAACUGUGUUCUCAACACAGCGAGCCUCUCCACAGGCUGGAUCUGUGCAGCGGGACUCAUCAUGGUGGGCAACUUCCAGGUGGAUAACGCCAAAGUCCUCCACUAUGUGGGAGCAGGCGUGGCCUUCCCUACCAGCAUGCUGUUUGUGUGCCUUCAGUCUGCGCUGACAUAUCGACUGGCCAAAACCCAGGGGGAGUACAACGUGGCCCACCUGCGACUGGGCAUGGCCCUGCUGAGCUUCAUAGCUUUAGUGCUGAGCGGCGUGUUUUUCUGUCAGGAGAGCUUCGCGCUGCAGCAUGCGUCCGCCAUCUUCGAGUGGGUGUUCUGCGUCAUCGUCAUGCUCUUCUUCGGCACCUUCUCGUUCGAGUUUGCCGGCGUGUCUGGAGACACCAUGGCGGUGCUGGCAAGAGGAGGCGCUCUGGGACCCGGCGGGAGGGAACACAAGGUGGACGCGCUGGGAGGUGCCGUCCCACGCUCGCAGCCUCUUCCGCCGGAGAACAUGACCAUCCUGUAGCUGCUUCCGCCGCUCAUUUGGGGGGACCCUCCUCCUCAGUGCCCUGGGAACUGGCGGCAGGACUGACCCGGAAACAAAACUGUCUCCAAAGAUUUGCCUUUUGCACGUUACACAAGAGUGUAGCUCGCUUCCUGACCAUCAGAGAGGACUCCAGUAGCGUGGCCUUUGACUGUCUCGCUCUUGGGAGCAGUGGACUCCAUGGAUCCUUGGACUUAAACCGUCAAAGACGACAAGAACCUAUCUCUACGCCACACUGUCAGUUUAAAAAAAAAAAGUAGUGGCACAUUCUAAGAGGAUUCUUUCAGACAAUCGAGACGUUUUGGGGAUCAGAAAUGGUGAGACCACUUCCAACUAGUGUCAGUUUUAAAAGUGUUGGAGUGCAUUAUGGACUUUUGUAGUUUGAGUGGUGGCAGUCCUUGAUCGUGGACUCCAUGAGAAGUGCCACAUUAACAGUCGCCGGGCGAGGAGGGACCAAGUCAGAUGGCCACACAUGAAAACCACGUGGUCGUACGUUUGGUGCUAGGAAAUACCAAGAGGUAGUGUUGCUGCUGAUUCACAGCCGGCCUUCCUACCUGAGAUAACUGUGCUAUUCCAGAGUGAUGUAACACGGUUGCAGAUCAGCCUUCAAUUAUUCACCCCGUCUGACGCUCUCAACGGUUCAAUACGCCGCAGCUGUUGUUCAUUUGUCACACUCUAGCGUAUUAUUAAUGCAGCCAAAUAAACUGGAGCUGCUGGGUAGCAACACAAACUACUGUUUUAUGCAGCACACUGACGUCAACGUGGUGAAGCGACUCCGAUUGUCACAAAUAUGGUGUCUUUUUUUUUAAUCUGAUGACUUCAAACCGAAGUCGAUGUAUGACGUAAACAUUUAGCGUAGGUGAAUGUUAUCAAAGUUGCGGUGGGAAGUGUAGCUUUUCCAUUCAAACCGGUUCAGGGAGCAGCCCGUUAUCACGUGCGAGUAGUUUGCUCAAGCGACAUCAGCUCCCUCUGGUGGCAGACUAGGUGUAGUCCCCGCUCAAGUGCUCUGACCACAGCCAGCUCCAGUGAGGGUCACAUGACGAGACAGGUGGUCGUAAUCUAUCUCUUGUUUGAAGCGGACGUGUUGUACUUGAUGUUUUUGGCUCCGAGUUGUCCAUUAUUGGGGACGUGACGCUCCACCCUUGAGGAGACUUGGUGGGUUCACUGAGACGCACAUCUCCUCCACUGAGCCGUCUGUGAUCUUUGCUCUCAGGAACACGUUACAUCACCAGCCGCAUUGUUCGACCUGGAGAGUCUGUUCGGCGCCUGUGUUGUCUCUGCUUUCAUCGUUGGUCUUGUAUAUUUUUGUGAGGUUGUUGAUGAAGCUUAUCCAAGAUAUGAUAUUUUGUUAGUGCGGAAACAUUCCUGAGAGUAUAGAUGCUUGAUACUGAUGUACUACUAACCAGCAAAUGCAAAACCCUCCACUUGUGCCUUAAAGUGUUACCAAAGAGUUUCAGGUUGUUGAUGCCAAGUCACGUGAUUGUGCCGACUUUUCUCCUUCAACAAUAAAAUCUGUUCAUAAAAAUGGAUUCAAAUGCAAAAGUCGAACUUCAGUGAUUUUGGUGAACGAUGACAGAAUUUUUUCAAAACUCAAAAAAUGACUUUUUAUUAUCAAAAGUAUAAAAAAUAGUAUACAUCCCAGAUAAUACAACAUAAAAGGAGAUUCAUCUCAUGGCAAUAAUCGCAACAAAAAUGACUUAUCUCCAUUAUCAAAGGUUACACAAAGAAUAUAUUUUACAUUUUCCAAAUUUUCCAUUUGAUUCAAAUAAGCUAUUCUAAGACUUUGUUUCACUUUUUUCAUUAUUGACAAAACAAUGAUGAAUACCUUAUUUUUCUGUCAGGUAAUUUAUCCUCUUUGUCUUUUAUUUCCUUUAACUCCACAGGAAUUAAAGAAGAUCCCUCAAUAACGUUGUUACUAAAGUCCUCCUCCUUAAUGAAAUGAAAUUGUCUUAAAAUGUCCAGAAAAUAACCCUUGAAAUAUCCUCCACAUACAUGUCUUUUUUUAUCUUCAUAUUGAGCCAUGCUUUGUCCUGAUUUUUAUCGCAUAUCUCACUAAACUUGAAAACAUGUUCAAUAAAUGAGCAUUCCCACCCUUUCCUUUCUUAUUCACUCCAAAUAGCCACGUUCUCAACCAUACUCCGUCCCACACAGUCAUCUCUUUCCAGUUCCUCACCACACUUUAUCUUCAUAGUCCCUGAAAAAACACAUUUAUAUUCUC
Molecule: messenger RNA, 3400 nt
Organism: Synchiropus splendidus (mandarinfish)
Lineage: Eukaryota; Metazoa; Chordata; Actinopteri; Syngnathiformes; Callionymidae
Product: Transmembrane protein 150A-like
Exons: 8
Coding region: 334-1164 (276 amino acids)
Source: RefSeq, a predicted model, not a curated record